AGUGCUGCCAAAUUCCAGAGGAGCUGCAGGAAGACACAAGUAGUAAAGGUUCACAUGAGACGUAGCGAUUCAGUCUGCUCACUUUCCAGGACCGCCACACAGACUGCACUGAAAAAAUGGAGCACUUGGAAAACUCCACGGCCUUCCCCAAACGCUCCCUGCACACGCAGAGCACCGCGCACUCCCAGGCGGACAAAAGCGACGGGAACGCGUACCUGUACAUACUAAUAGUCAUGUCUUUCUACGGAGUCUUCCUCUCUGGUAUAAUGCUCGGCUACUUUCGCUCCAAGAGGAGGGAGAAGAGAAGGACCAACAUCUUCACGCGCCUCGUGCACGAGGAGGAGCAGCGGGAGUGGGGCGCGUUCCCCAAGAAGCACAGCCUCACCUUCCCGGUCGUUGUUUCGGGACUGCACUCGGUGGAGGUGUCCCUGCCUUUCUGCGGUGGCCACGGCAACCACUUUGGUCACCUCCACUACGAGGGCGCGCUGCCGUCCCCGCUGGCGUGCGCGCUGUGCAUCGAGCAGAGCAGCAUCAGCUCACUGUGCUCCUCCGCGGACACGCGCUUCGCCAUAGAGGAAGAGUCGGACAGCGGCACGGCGGAGGGGUCUGAGGAGAACAUGAAGGGAGCGUCCGAAAACAGCGCGGAUGAUUCAGGCUGAGAAAACCCGCGCAGAGAAACAAACCUGUGUGUUACACCACCGCGGCCCGAGAGAUCAUCACCUGGAGAGAAACCAGGAGGUUCUCAGGCGCCUUCAUGUCAGAGAGGCCCAAACUGUCCAACCAUCGGCAACUGCUUUUCUAUUAAAAACAACAACAAAACUUCCUCAAAACAUAAACAUCCAUGAUAUGAUAUCCAUCAAAGGGCUGUAACAAGUCACACAAUGUGGAAUGUGAUGUGUAUGUCAGUGAUUAAGAGGGGGCAUUGGACAUGAAACCACAUUCAGCCACAUGUGGCCAUUUUAAUUUUCUCUAUACAUCACUCUCAAUGACAAGAUACUCAUGGUGAGGGUGAAACAUAUGACUCUAAUGGUCAUUUCUAUGUUAGGCUACGUGUUGGCAUAACCUUUAGUGAUGUAAUUAUUCAGUUCAGCUGUGUACAACUGUAUGUAUCCCAACAGGAAGUUGUAUGCAGCAGCUCGCCACCUUGGUUACCCACACAUGAAAAGCUAUAUGCUGGAGUCAGUAAUGAAUACAAUAAAUACACACAAAUAAACACUGUUUAGUUUUAUACCAUAAUAUUUCACUGUAUAACUUUGACUUGGCCUCAUUUGGCUUUGACCCCUCCCUGCUGGAGCCCCCUCCCUGCUGGAGCCCCCUCCUGACGCCACUCACCCUACAGGGGACCGAAUGAGAGACUGACUUCUUUUUUUUUUUUUUUGGACUGAACUUGACUCGCUCUUGCCAACAUGGACUUGAGUACUGAAACCUGGAACCCACUUGAAAGAUUGUCGAAACUGAAAUGUGUUUGUCGUAGCUUGGUGAUCGACACUGUUCAUAACACAGUCAAUGAUGUAGGUUUACUUGAUGAGAGCAAUGCACUGUACAUAUGGGUUGUAUCUGUCACUUCAGAAGGCUUAGUUUCAGAUGGAGUCUUUGUAGUGUUUUUGGAGAAAAUAAAUGCUUAUGAACUGAUACAA
Molecule: messenger RNA, 1637 nt
Organism: Epinephelus moara (kelp grouper)
Lineage: Eukaryota; Metazoa; Chordata; Actinopteri; Perciformes; Serranidae
Gene: kcne4
Product: potassium voltage-gated channel, Isk-related family, member 4
Exons: 2
Coding region: 117-659 (180 amino acids)
Biological process (GO): negative regulation of delayed rectifier potassium channel activity; ventricular cardiac muscle cell action potential; membrane repolarization during action potential
Cellular component (GO): membrane
Molecular function (GO): potassium channel regulator activity; voltage-gated potassium channel activity involved in ventricular cardiac muscle cell action potential repolarization; delayed rectifier potassium channel activity
Source: RefSeq, a predicted model, not a curated record